AUGACCGAUCGUGAUGAUAUUAGUGAGAUUGUUGAAAUUGAUUUCGAAGUUGGACAUACAUCAACAAUUCGACCAGAACCAACAACUAAUCAUAAUCCACCACGUACUCAUGAUUGGAAAGUUUAUUUACGUUCAGCUGAUGUUCAUGGUGAUUUAAGUUGUUUAAUACAACGUUGUGUGUUUUAUCUUCAUCCAGAAUUUCCAAAUAAUAAGCGAGAAUUAAAAGCAACACCAUUUGCAAUACAAGAAUCAGGUUAUGCUGGUUUUCAUUUGCCAAUUGAAGUAUUUUUUAAAACAAAAAAAGAUCCGAAAAAAUUUCGUAUUGAAUAUGAUCUUGAUUUACAUACCAAUGCUGAAGGCCAUCCAAAUCGACAAAAAGAAAGUUAUGUACGAAAAUAUCGUUGUACAUUUCAUGAUCCUGAUCCAGAUUUUCGACAAAAAAUCUUAGCUGCUGGCGGGAAAAUAAAAGAUACUGGGACAGUAUCCACGAAUAAUAAUGAUAGUGAUGAAAGUGAUGCUGACGAAGAAUCAAUUCCACCACCAGCACCAGCACCACCACCGCCACCAUUACCUGAACCAAUUGUUCGUCAUUCUCCACCACAAAAACGACCAUUUUCACCGAUACCAACAGUAAAUCCAACUAAUAAUAAAAAAGUUAAACUUGAACAAUCAGUAAUUAAUCCAAAGAAAAAGCAACCACAACAGUCGAUAAUUAAGAAUGAAAAUUCGGUUAAAUUAACAGUGAAUCAUAUUACGAAAAAAACUUCAUUAACAUCAUCCAAUAAACAGUCAUCAUCACUUGUAGAAGAUAAAUUAACUAAAAAUUUGCCAAUAAAAGAUUCCAAUUUAAUAGUCAAUACUAAUGCAUCUUCUGAAGAUUCAUCUAUAACUAAAUCCCGUCCAUCAACAAAACUAAAACCUGAUCAUGAUAUAAAACCUUCAAUUAAUCAAAUAACUAAAAAAAAAGAGCCAGCACCGUCGCCAUCAAAAACUAAUACACAAAUUCCAUUAAAAAAACCAUUACAAAUGUUAACAACUAAACCUACUCAAAAAAUUCCUAUUAAAAUCGAACAAACAACAUCUACAGUUAAUAAAUCACCAUCAAAUGUUAAUAUUAAACGAGAAUCAUCCCCAAGCAUACCGUCUUCGAACAGUACAACUUCAACAAAUUUAAUCAGUACAUUGAAAAAAAUUCCGAAAAAAGUUGCACCACCCUUACCGCCACCACCACCUCCGCCAAUAACUGAAAAACGUGCACGUUCACCCAUGACUCCGCCACCAUCAAAUAGAAAUUCAGAUCGAGAUUUUCAUCGACAUCAGUCAUCAUCAUCUAAAAGUCAUUCAAAUUCCAAACGAGAUCGUUCUUCAACGAUAACAUCCACAACAGCAACAACAUCAACAACAAUAACAACAACUCCACCAUCAUCAUCUAUCAAUAAUUCUAGUAGUAGUCGAAGCAGCAGUAGUAGCAAUCGAUCAGGAAAACAUAGUGGAAGUAGUAGAGGUCGUUCUCGUUCACGAAGUCGAUCUCGAUCACGUUCACGUAAUCGUUCCAGUCAUCAAACACAUCAUAAUAAUCGAUCACAUCAUUCAUCUAAUUCAUCUCGACAUUCAUCACAACAAAAAGAUCGAUCAAAUCGUCAUAUAUCACCUCAUGUACAUCAAUCAUCUUCAUCAAAAUCUUCCUCAUCACAUCAUAAUAAUAAUCGUCGUACACCAACGCCAUCAAAAUCAACUCGAAGUCCUUCACGAUUAAUUCAAUCUCAUACAGAACCACCGACAUCUUUAAAUGAAUUAUCCGUACCAUUGUUAACAUCAUCUAUAAAUACACCACAAUCUCGUCCUGAAAGUGUUGAACCACCUGUUGUUGCUUCAACAGUUUGUUCACCUACACAUAUAUUUCAUAGUGAAGAUGAUCAUACUCAAACACCCAUGGAUAUUGAUGGACAAAGUGAUGAUGAUACAAAUAUUCAUCGUCAUAUACAACAUUCAGAUGAUCACGAUCAAAUUUCACCAUCAUCAUUAACAUUUAUACCAAAUGAUUCAACAAAAAUUUUAACAAAUAGAAAUUUUCAAUCGGAUCAUUCAUAUUCAUCAUUAGAUACAAAUGAAAGUAAUGAUGAUAGUAAUAUAUCAUUAAAUAAUGAUGAUGAUGAUGAUGAUUUACCAAGUGUAUUAACUGAUGAUGAUUUAAGAUCAAAAUUAAUUUAUAUUUAUAAUCGUUUUCAAUUAAAUACAACUAAUGAUUUAACAAUAUUUGUAACAUUUUUUAAACGACAUAAUUUAGUAGAUUCAUCAUCAAAAUCAACUAAUGGAAUGUUUACAUACGAUCUUUUUUCAUUAAAUCCAUUAUUAAUCGAUGAAUUAGCAAACGAUCUUGGAUAUUUAACAAAUUCUAUUAUUAAUCGAACAGAACAGUGA
Messenger RNA from Adineta steineri, 2421 nucleotides. The record is from the annotation of a GenBank genome assembly. NCBI's taxonomy places the organism in Eukaryota, Metazoa, Rotifera, Eurotatoria, Adinetida, Adinetidae.